Hylaeus volcanicus is the source of this 4880-nucleotide messenger RNA. Its product is annotated as collagen alpha-1(I) chain-like. Lineage: Eukaryota; Metazoa; Arthropoda; Insecta; Hymenoptera; Colletidae. The record is from RefSeq and is a predicted model, not a curated record. Bases 1 to 4557 code for a protein of 1518 amino acids. Gene Ontology annotation, molecular function: extracellular matrix structural constituent. The transcript has 28 exons.
AUGGGGCCCAGGGCCCUCCUGCUGGCCGCGUCCCUCGUCGUGGUUCAGCUUCUUCUGCCACAGGUUCAUUCCGUCAGGACCAAACUCAGGAAACAGCGAUCGAAACCGCUGCAGGCUCAACAACCCGCCAACGGCGAUUACGACUACGACUACUACGGCUACGAUGAUUACGAAGACAAAAAUGAAACAGCAACCAUAACUACCUCGUUGCCUGUAACAUCAUCUGGCGUUGGUAGCACAGUGUGUAAAGACAGAGGUGAGUCGCCUGCGGAAGGAUCAGGAUCCUUUUAUAGGACAGCAUUGGCCACAGACUUGCCAACGCCAACGCCGACUCGAUUCUUUCGUCAAGAUUUGCCUGAUGAUCCAAACACCACUCCAGAUCGAACCUAUCCAGAUCGAACUUAUCCAGAUCGAACCUACCCAUCGCCAACAGAGAUCUCACCUGGUGAAAGUAAUCAAAUAAAUUCUGUAGCAGUGCCUGGUCCCCGGGGUGAGCCUGGUCGACCUGGCGACGCCGGGCGUCCAGGUGACGCUGGAUUCCCUGGACAACCUGGAUCACCUGGAUUCCCAGGGCCUCCUGGACCACCAGGAUCCGUUCCUGACGUGUCGAUGUACUAUCAACAACUGGCCCUAUCGCAAGCAACUCAAGACAAAGGCCCAACCGGAGCAGCAGCACCGUUGUAUGGUCCAGAAACUUACCUGCAGACUCAAGUGGGCCCCGUGGGACCACGUGGUUCACCAGGUCCGCCUGGUCCACCUGGGCCACAGGGUUUUCAAGGGGUACGCGGAGAGCCUGGUGAACCUGGAUCAGCUGGUCCUCCAGGCCCUCCAGGACCUCAAGGAUCGCCAGGCUUGGCAGGGAAAGAUGGUAGCACAGGUGAAGAUGGAGAGCCAGGUCCAGCAGGAUCGCCUGGUCCAAUUGGCUCGAGAGGUCUCCCAGGGAUGCCUGGACUUCCGGGUGUGAAAGGACAUCGUGGCUUUCCAGGAUUGGACGGAGCGAAAGGAGAACAAGGAGUAUCUGGAGAGAAGGGGUCUGUAGGCUCGCCAGGACCUAUGGGACCUGUUGGUCCUGUGGGUCCUGCAGGUCCUCGUGGCGAAAGGGGUAGAGAGGGUCCUUCAGGACCUCCAGGAAUCAGAGGGGUGGAUGGAAUUUCUGGAGCACCCGGACAGCCUGGCGCAGUAGGUAAGUCAGGACCUCCUGGAUAUCCAGGCAAUCCUGGUGCGAAAGGAGACCAAGGAGCACCGGGACCGACUGGGAGCCAAGGUUUACAAGGCCCUCGAGGAGAAACCGGUCGGCCAGGACAACCUGGCGAAUCAGGCCCCCAGGGCCCUCAAGGAAAGGAUGGAAUACCCGGAGAGAAAGGAAGCACAGGGGCGCCUGGUUCAACUGGCGUCCCUGGUAUCCCUGGAACUCGAGGACAGUCCGGGAUACCUGGCAAUCCUGGCACUCCAGGAAUCAAAGGGAUGCCUGGGCACCCCGGCGAGAGGGGAUUUAAAGGGGACUCGGGAGUCAAGGGUGACUCGGGAUCACCAGGGCCACGUGGUUUGCCAGGUCCUCCCGGAAACGAGGGGAAGCGAGGAAAGAGAGGAAUGCGCGGUCCGAUUGGUGCGCCUGGUUCCGCUGGCGAACGCGGAACACCUGGCGCACCGGGUCUCCCCGGUCCUGACGGUCCUGUUGGACCCAAAGGUCAGACUGGAGAUCGUGGACCGAUUGGUCCCUUUGGACCGAAGGGUGCUACAGGGGAUCCUGGUCGACCAGGACCGGCUGGAUUACAGGGUGUUCGUGGAUUGAUGGGACGUCCAGGCGCUCCUGGAAAGCCAGGUAAUCCAGGAGAACGUGGGAUUCAAGGCGCUGAUGGGAAACCUGGCGAGCAAGGUCCUUCCGGAUUGCAAGGCUUGCCUGGUCCCUUGGGUUUCCCAGGGGAAAAAGGAUAUCCUGGCGAAGCUGGCAAAGCUGGAGAGCCGGGAAACCCUGGAGCACCUGGUCCCAGAGGUGACACAGGCAAGGAAGGAGCGCCAGGACCUCAAGGCUCGCCUGGACCAUCAGGAGCAGACGGUGAACGGGGUCCCCCAGGCGCUCCUGGUCCCAGAGGCUUCCAGGGCUUUCCAGGUGGAAUUGGCAGCCCAGGCACUCCUGGAAAAGAUGGAGAACCAGGCAUUCAAGGAGCACCUGGUGUCUCUGGAAUGCCUGGGAAUAGAGGAGAACGAGGAUUCCCUGGCGAAAGAGGACAGGCAGGGCUGCCAGGAGUAGCAGGACCAAAAGGAGAUCGAGGAACGCAAGGAUUGGAUGGACCUCCUGGAUUGCAAGGACCUAAAGGAGACAGGGGCCUCCAAGGUCCUCCUGGAUUGGUAGGACUGCCGGGAAUUCGAGGUGCUUCCGGUGAAGCUGGUCCUAAAGGAGAGCGAGGAUCUGCUGGGCCAGUUGGGCCUGAAGGACCUUCAGGACGAAUCGGAGAGCGUGGACCGCAAGGUCAGGUUGGUCCCCCUGGUCCCCCAGGCGAGCCAGCAGAACGAGGAGAUCCUGGCUCCCCGGGUCCUCCGGGAGAGACUGGAGCUUCUGGUAGUCCUGGAGAUAGAGGGCCUCAAGGCUUGCAAGGCUCACAAGGCUUCCCAGGACCGCAAGGACUCGUUGGCCUGCCAGGGUUGAAGGGAGAUCGUGGAUAUCCUGGUUCGAAAGGGGAUCAAGGAAGUCCCGGUCCUUCGGGUAGUCCUGGGGAAACUGGACUGCAAGGAUUAACUGGACUGACUGGAGCCAAGGGAGUAAGGGGUGAGCCUGGACCUAGAGGCGAGGCUGGAAUGAUGGGACCUCCUGGGGUACCAGGAAUAGCUGGAGUAGCAGGGCCAGCAGGUCCGACAGGACCUCCGGGAGCCCAGGGAUUGCCAGGUAUCAAGGGCAAUCUUGGAGAAACAGGACGACCUGGAAGUCCUGGACCUAAUGGAGCCCCAGGUCUGCCUGGAAUCGACGGAGAUAAAGGUGACAGUGGUUCCCAAGGACAACCAGGUCUACCUGGUCCCAUAGGACCCCAAGGUGCACCUGGCGAGAGAGGCCUGCCAGGUUUGCCAGGUCCAUCUGGACCUGUAGGAGCUAGAGGAAUGCGUGGUGCACCUGGUGAGAGUGGAGUACCUGGGAAACCAGGACCAGAAGGCCCUACGGGAUCCCCUGGAUUGGUGGGGCCAGUUGGACCAGCGGGAUCUCCUGGCGAAAUAGGACCAGAGGGACCAAGUGGCAAACCAGGACCUCCUGGAAUCUCUGGCCGACCUGGAGAUAAAGGACCUCCUGGAACGGUUGGACAACCAGGAUCGACCGGUCCACCGGGUUUACCAGGAUCACCUGGUCAAGCAGGAGCUCCGGGACCUGUUGGAGAAAGAGGACUAAAAGGCGAAACAGGACCGCAAGGUGUAGAAGGACAACAAGGUCCCAGAGGAAAACCAGGACCUAUUGGACUGGAAGGACCCAAAGGCGACCGUGGAGAGGAAGGACAGAAAGGUAUCAAAGGACAUCGAGGGUUUACUGGACUCCAAGGCCUUCCUGGACCUGUUGGUCUGCCAGGAGAGAAAGGAAUACCUGGAUUUCCUGGAAUUCCUGGGAAAGAUGGAGAACCUGGUCCUAGAGGACCGUCUGGAAAAGAUGGGAGCCCAGGACCGAUUGGACUGACCGGCAAUCCGGGACCAAAAGGUCCUCCAGGCGAUGAAGGUCACCAUGGACCUCCGGGACCUCCUGGUUCUCCAGGUCCUCCAGGUCCACCUGGUGAGCUUGGAUUGGGAUACGAUGCUGCCUCUCUAGCUGCUCUCUUAGGGCAAGGUCAAAGUAAAGGCCCUGAUCCUCUCAUUGGCGACGAACCUCCCAGAAUAUUUAGUCCAGAGAUGACGGAGGAAGAGAGACGAGAAGUAAUCUCGAAAGCGUACAAGCAGCUGAAAUCUUCGUUCCAGAAAUUCAUAAAGCCGGAUGGGGAAAAACAAUCGCCAGCCAAGACUUGUCGCGAUCUUUUCGUGGCUUAUCCAGACAAAGUUUCCGGAGAAUACUGGGUGGAUCCAAACGAAGGUGACCCCAGAGACGCGAUUCUAGUUUACUGCGAGGCAAAGACCCAUGCAACGUGUUUAUUAGCAAACCCGACGCGUUCUCCAGAAAUUACGUACAUUACCGAGCAACAGGAAACUUGGCUCAGCGAGAUAGAGGAUGGAAUGAAGAUAACUUAUAAAGCAGACAGUAAUCAGAUUAGCUUUCUACAAUUGUUAUCAAAGUAUUCUUAUCAAAACGUAACGUACUACUGUAAAAAGAGCGUCGCUUAUUUCGAUUCCGAACGAAAGACGUACAGGAAAGGUAUGAAACUGUUGGCAUGGAAUGACGCGGAAUUGACUCCGCGUGGAAAUCAACGUCUCAGAUACGAAAUGAUAAUGGAUGACUGCAAGUCGCGUAUGGAAGAGUGGGGCAAGACCAUAAUUUCAUACAAAACAGAUAAACCUGUAAGGUUGCCUAUAAUAGACGUCGCUUUGCGAGACAUUGGAAAGUCUGAGCAAAGUUUUUAUAUCGAAAUAGGCGCCGUUUGUUACGAAUAAUGAGUACAAUUUUACGAAUAUACUUCUUAAUUUAAUACAUACACACGCGGAACGAUCGAAACCGUUGCAAGUAAGUGAAAAUCAUAUAAAAAUUAAGUAAAUUGUAUACAUAUCACAAUGCAAAUGAGAAAGUCUUCCAAUACUUUUUAUAUUCAACGUAUUUCUAUGUAAAAUAUAUGAUUUUAUGUAGUGUAUAUAUAUCUACAAACAUUCUUAAUUAUUGUAAUGUUAAUAUAUAUGUUCUAGAAAUUUAAUUAAUUCGUAAGAAUGAGAAAAGGAAUAAUAUUGUUUAUGCAUAAUUUUAAUAAAUUUGAAUUUAUACA